Molecule: messenger RNA, 300 nt
Organism: Colletotrichum abscissum
Lineage: Eukaryota; Fungi; Ascomycota; Sordariomycetes; Glomerellales; Glomerellaceae
Exons: 1
Coding region: 1-300 (99 amino acids)
Source: RefSeq, a predicted model, not a curated record
AUGCGUCGCUCCCAAGUGGUUCAUCGCCGAGUGCGGAUGGUGUCUCUCAUGUGGCUGGCAUGUCUGUGCCGCUUCUCAGCAGGCUACCUUGAACGUUGGAAUCCCGUCGGAGAUGGCCCCCUCAUUCUCCUUCUCUCACCCUCCCCUCCAGCUCUAGAAGCCAAGAGACCACGAAUGUCUGUGCGUGUACACAGACAGGGUCGUGCUGAGCAAGGAACUGUGAGAUCUCGAACGCCUCCGGUCGGCGGGGUCGCAUUUGGCAUGGAUGUGCCGACUAGGGGCAUACCUGGCUCGCUAUAG